CCUUUAUAAAGUGAGCCAGUGCACCCUCUGGUCUAGUCGCAGCUGCGAAGCCGGCCAGCCAUGAGGGUCUACUACCUUCUCUUUGCGUUGUUCUUCUUGUUCUUGCUGCCUGUUUCAGGCAGUGGAAGAACCAUAAAUAUAUUACAAAGGUAUUAUUGCAAAAUGAGAGGCGGCCGGUGUGCUCUGUUUGGCUGUCUUCCAAGGGAGAUACCCAUAGGCCCUUGUUCCCAAAGUGGUCGAAAAUGCUGCCGAAGGGAGAGAUGAAAAAUCCAGAAGCGCGAUGAGAAUGUUGCCAAGUGUGAAAAUGCUCCCUCGAAGUCUAUAGAAGCCAAAUCAAAUUAAAGAUUUUUCACAAAAAGAA
Delphinapterus leucas (beluga whale) is the source of this 361-nucleotide messenger RNA. Its product is annotated as beta-defensin 103A. The record is from RefSeq and is a predicted model, not a curated record. Lineage: Eukaryota; Metazoa; Chordata; Mammalia; Artiodactyla; Monodontidae. Gene Ontology annotation, molecular function: chemoattractant activity; oxidoreductase activity, acting on a sulfur group of donors, NAD(P) as acceptor; CCR6 chemokine receptor binding. Gene Ontology annotation, biological process: cell chemotaxis; defense response to bacterium. Gene Ontology annotation, cellular component: extracellular region.